AAGCAGCAUUGUCGACAUGAGUAUCGAGCGAGCGCCACUAGUAGAUCUAUCGGAGUCCGUGUUUGAAUCGCAGCUAAAGCUGGAUCUGUCGACAGAGACACAGGCAAGACCAGAACCAGCACUAUCGCUGAACUGAUUGAUUGGAUACGGAUUCUGCAGUUUACCGCAAGCGACACAACUUCUCCCUGAUCAUUUUUGUUUUGACCUCGUGUACGAACGACGCACGGUGGCGGUGGUGGUUGGAUUCAGCAAAAAGUUCUACCAAAAUGCUGGUCUCAUUUCGCUGUGCGAAGCAUUGCUUCGUUGUAUUAAAAUUGCUCCUUUAACGUGCUUAAUCGAUCUAUAGACGCUCCGUGAAGACCCCAACUACUGACAAUAUUGUUCCGAGAACCAAAUGAGAAAAUAUUAUUAGUGUAGCCUCAGCAAGUGUCCGUUUUGUCGAUAUGCGCGUUUAUCCAGAGAAUGUGCGCAUAAUUAUAUCACACGCUGGUGUUUUUUCGUUUCAGUCGUGAGUAAUUUGACAUACCCAGUUGGAUCAAUAAAUAAGUGUCUUCUAAUUCAAGCAAAUCUUAUUAAAACUUUAACAGACAUCAACGAUAAUAAAUACGUGGAUAUUUACAUUGAGUGAAUAUUUAGUAGUUUGAGAAACUAGCUGAAACGUCAUUAAAAUCACGCUCUUACUAACUGGCCGAGCGCACAACGACAACGUCAACAAAACAACAGCAAAAAGGAAAAACAAUAACAACCAUAAAAUAAACAACAAAACUGUGCAGAAGUGGACUUAUCAAAUUAACAAAUACAGAGUUGAACAUAAAAUACAAAGCUAAAAAGUUAAACACACAUGAACAGUGAACGAGAUUACGUUGUUGGCAUUGUAUAGGAAAAUCACCAUACAUCAGACAUCGCACACCAAUUUGACUAGCGACUCUGCGUGUAGUGUCGAAUUAUUAACAAAACAAAAAGCCAUUUCAGAAAGUAAUCGAGUGUUGCGCGAGUCGGAAAUAUUUUUCACACCACAUGUUCGGAGAGCAUAGUUUGUUUAUUAUUCUCCACAAGUGAUCCUAUUAUCUGUACUAUCAGCCUAAAAAUUACUAAAAAGUAGUAGAAAACGCGGCGCUAACUGAAAAACCAAAAAAAAAAAAUUAUAAUAUUCAUAAAUUUUAAAUAAGUAAAUCUGAAUAUACGGUGUAAUAUUGUCGGGCAUCGCACGAAAUCAGUCAAAGCGCCAUGAUGAAUUCAAGCAUUUGACUAGACGCGAUAAGCGCAACAACAAAUCCUGUAGAAAGCUGAAGUGCUGCUGCCUGAUUAAACUGAUAAAUAACUGCUGAUGAGCACAGUGAGAAAACAUUACGAAAAAUAAUAAUUAAUAAUAAACUAUAAAAAAGAGUUGUUAAUUUUUCGUUUGCGACAAAACUUUGCCUUUCAAUAAAUGGAGAACCCUAAUCACAAAGAACUCCGAUUCCAUUCCAAUGAGCACGAAGUGAGUUACAUGUAUUUGAUAAACAAAAUGCUGCUGAAAAUCGAAAAUACCCUACUACGAAGCCAUCGUCAACGUGAGACCACUGGAAUUAAGGAGCUGUACAACUCCUUCUUCGUGUUAUUUUAAACAUUUUAGCUGUAAAACCUGCAAACUGUUUCACUAAGACAGCCUUCAGUGUCAAAGUAAAAUAAUUAGUCAACAUAGCAUCUUCGUUACUAGUUUGUGUUACAAAGUUAUAUGUUGUUAAGGAGUUAAAUAUAAUAAUAGAAAAGAUAAAAGUUAAAAUAACAAUAAGUGAAAGAAGCAUCUGGUUGUUAGUAAAAUCAAAGUGUAAAGAGCAGCCCCGAAUGUGAAACAUAAAUGUUGCAAAGCUCUUGUACCUCAAACCCUUAAAAAAAUUCAAAAAUAUGUGUAAAUAGAAGACACACUCUGAAAACCACUACCUUUCUGCUACGAUCAACUUCAUUAGGCGUAGUUAAAGACGACUGCCUUCGUUGUCUUCCAAAAUUCAGUACUCGCGUCGGAAAGAAAUAAAAAAACGUAUGUGAUUGAAAACAUUUGUUCCGGGAAUCUACUAUUCAAUUCCGUUAGUUGGAUUAAAAAACGCAGUGUUUGGUUGUGUGUAUUAAGGUCCUUGGUAUAUUUAUAAAACCGAAUGGCGCUUUCGCUGCUUUCGCAACAUCAGCAGCAGCCAAAUUACUUCGAUUUGCAAACAU
Molecule: messenger RNA, 2196 nt
Organism: Zeugodacus cucurbitae (melon fly)
Lineage: Eukaryota; Metazoa; Arthropoda; Insecta; Diptera; Tephritidae
Exons: 2
Coding region: 1430-1606 (58 amino acids)
Source: RefSeq, a predicted model, not a curated record